Messenger RNA from Mercenaria mercenaria, 1503 nucleotides. Its product is annotated as heat shock 70 kDa protein 12B-like. Gene Ontology annotation, molecular function: ATP-dependent protein folding chaperone; ATP binding. The transcript is spliced from 6 exons. Bases 235 to 1503 code for a protein of 422 amino acids. The record is from RefSeq and is a predicted model, not a curated record. NCBI's taxonomy places the organism in Eukaryota, Metazoa, Mollusca, Bivalvia, Venerida, Veneridae.
CGAAAUCAUAAACCAGGAAGUAAUUAUCCCAUUUAACAGAAACGUUAGCAGGUCGAGUUUGGUGAAAUUUGUCAUACGAAAAGUAUUUCAAAAGGUCACAUGUACGAAUCUUAACUCCACUUGAAUUACAAUCGAACAGAUAAGAUGAUACUUUAAACUCAGUGGAAAAUUGUAAAGACAUGUUUUAACACACUUCAUGGAGUUUUCAAUUAGCAGAUAAUCUACUGAAAUAGAAUGGCCGUACCGGGAAGAAAGUCUAAAGGUUCACAUUUACUUGUUGCUGCGUUUGAUUUCGGAACAACAUACAGCGGAUAUGCCUUUUCGUUUCUCAACGAUCCACUUAAAAUAGUAACCAAUCAGAGUUGGAUAGCGGGCUCGGAGAAGCUGAUUUCAUUAAAGACUCCAACUUGUGUAUUGCUCAAACCAAACAAGGAGUUCCAUUCAUUUGGUUUCGAAGCCGAAAACAAAUAUGCCGACCUUGCAGAAGACGAUGAACAUCAUGGGUGGUUACUUUUCAGAAGAUUUAAAAUGAAGCUGCAUAAUACUGAUGGUUUAUCGAGACACACUACUAUAGAAGACAUCAAUGGGACGUCAAUGCCAGCGAUGAAGAUAUUUAGUAUGUCGUUACGGUUCCUGCGGGAACAUUUCCUGGAUGCCCUGGGGAAGCAGACCUGUGGUGUGCUGGAGAAGGAUGUACAGUACGUUAUCACACUGCCUGCUAUAUGGAACGAUAGCGCCAAACAGUUUAUGAGGGAAGCUGCAAUACAGUCUGGAAUGGAAAGCAGUAGAAUAAAAUUAGCAUUAGAGCCGGAAGCAGCAUCGAUAUGGUGCCAGCAAGUUACAACACAGGCAAAACAAGUUCUAACCGGAACUGGAAGUAAAUACAUGGUUAUAGAUCUUGGAGGAGGGACCGCUGAUAUAUCUGUACAUGAAAAGCUGUGUAAUGGCCAACUCAAAGAACUACACAAAGCAAGUGGAGGACCAUGGGGCGGGAGUUAUGUUGACAAGAAUUAUAUCAAAUGCGUAACAGAUAUCUUCGGGACAGAAAGUAUAGAAAAAUUUAAACUGGAACAAAUGGCUGACUUCUUUGAUAUUCAAAGAGAAUUUGAGACAAAGAAGAGAGGGAUAAAAGGCGAUACCGAAGGCAAAAUUACGUUCAAGAUUUCUGCAUCGUUGAAGGAAAUUUACAAUGAAUCUGAAAAAGAAAGCCUGACAGAUAAGUUAUCAUCUCUUGGUUUGAGUGGCAAAAUGUCAGUUACUGGGGAUAAACUCAGGGUUGACAAUUCGAUCGUGAAAAGUUGGUUUGAUGGCCCCGUUAACAGUAUGAUUGGUCAUGUCAAAGGAAUACUCGCAGAGCCGAAGAUGAAGGAUGUAAAGUUGAUGUUGUUAGUAGGUGGUUUUGGGGAGAGUCAUUACGUACAAGAUAGGAUGAAGAAUGAAUUUGGCAGUAAGCAUGUCAUCAUUCCCGAAGAAGCAGGUCUCGGGGUUUUGAAAGGCGCAUGA